AUGACUUAUUUGGCACUUAGUCCAAGGCUUUUGCUGGUGCUGUUCACCUUUGUAGCCGUCGCGUGCUUGUCCAUCCGAAAGUUUCUCACCCAUUGCCAGACUGUCAGCGCCCAUGGCUGCAAAAAGGUGGCAAAGGCAGCGAACAAGGAUCCGUUUUGGGGAAUCGACACGAUAUUCUGGGCUAAGAACGCUUACAAGGACCAUAAAUUGCUCGACAGGAAUACCGAGCUUUUCCACACUCUCGGCAACACAUUCACCACAAGGCAGCUCCAUAAAUAUGGAAUUGGGACCAUAGAACCGGAGAACAUCAAAACGAUUUUGUCGCUUAAAUUCGAAGAUUACGGUAUCAGCUUCCGGCUUGAACCAUUCAAUGCACUUCUGGGAAAGGGCAUCUUCGACACUGAUGGCGACCACUGGGCCGCAUCGCGCGCCCUGAUUCGACCCAGCUUUACCCGUGACCAGAUAGCUGAUCUAACGUCGCUGGAGAGUUUGAUCCAGGAUCUUUUUGCACUACUUCCCCGCGAUGGAAAGACGGUCGUUGAUCUACAAGAGCUCUUCUUCCGAUAUACCAUUGAUUCAGCGACUGAGUUUCUGUUCGGAGAAUCAGUCGGCACUUUGAAGAAGGCUCAAUCGGAGCGCGACUUUGCCCACGCUUUCCAGUAUGCUCAGAGUGCCAUCAUCACGCGAGCAAUGCUGGGUCCGUUGAAAAUAUUCCACAACGAUCCGAAGGCCGACGAGUCCAAUCGUAUUUGCCGAGAGUUUGUCCAGCAGUUCGUCGAUGAAGCAUUCCGUGCGGUCGAUGUCAAGCAGGAGGAAACAGUAAAAGGGGAAACUGACUCGAAUCGCCAGAAACAUGUUUUUGCGCAAGAAUUGGCAUCGCGGACAACUGAUCGAACUCGCGUUCUAGAUGAAUUGAUGAAUGUCCUCCUAGCUGGUCGCGAUACCACUGCUAGUCUACUUGGCAAUCUGUUCUUCAUGCUUGCUAAAAAUCCAGCAAUGUGGGACAAGUUGCGCCGAGAAGUUGCUUUUCUGCAAGGUCGAACCCCAACAUAUGAGGAGCUGCGCAGCCUCAAAUAUGUCCAUUGCUGUAUGAAUGAAUCACUCCGUUUACACCCAGUUGUACCACGGAACGAGCGAGAAGCAGUGCGAGAUACUGUACUGCCACUUGGGGGAGGCGAAGAUGGUCUCUCACCUGUCUUCGUCCCCAAAGGCACGAUUGUGGGCUAUUGUGUAUACGCAAUGCAUCGGCGUGUUGAUAUCUAUGGUGCGGAUGCAGAAGAGUUCCGUCCAGAACGCUGGGAAGAUGGGAAGCUACUGCCUCGCUGGGGAUACUUACCCUUUAACGGUGGCCCACGUAUCUGUAUAGGUCAACGUUAUGCAUUGACCGAAGCUGCCUACGUUAUUGCUCGGAUGGCGCAAGAAUUUCAAACCUUGGAAAGUCGGGAUCCAGGGCCAUGGGAAGAAUCUGUGGCCUUGACUUUGUGCUCGAGGAAUGGGGCAAAGGUAGCUCUCACACCUGCUUGA
Molecule: messenger RNA, 1524 nt
Organism: Penicillium pulvis
Lineage: Eukaryota; Fungi; Ascomycota; Eurotiomycetes; Eurotiales; Aspergillaceae
Product: cytochrome P450
Exons: 2
Coding region: 1-1524 (507 amino acids)
Molecular function (GO): oxidoreductase activity, acting on paired donors, with incorporation or reduction of molecular oxygen, reduced flavin or flavoprotein as one donor, and incorporation of one atom of oxygen; iron ion binding; heme binding
Source: RefSeq, a predicted model, not a curated record